Dipodomys ordii (Ord's kangaroo rat) is the source of this 1127-nucleotide messenger RNA. RefSeq names its product Harvey rat sarcoma viral oncogene homolog (gene Hras). Gene Ontology annotation, molecular function: GDP binding; GTPase activity; GTP binding. The record is from RefSeq and is a predicted model, not a curated record. The coding region runs from base 68 to 658 and encodes 196 amino acids. The transcript is spliced from 5 exons. Gene Ontology annotation, cellular component: plasma membrane. Gene Ontology annotation, biological process: Ras protein signal transduction; cellular senescence. Lineage: Eukaryota; Metazoa; Chordata; Mammalia; Rodentia; Heteromyidae.
GUGGGCCUCCCCGGCAGGUGGGGCAGGAGCCCCCGACGAGCCGGGAGUGGCAGCCCCUUGGAGAGCGAUGACGGAGUAUAAGCUUGUGGUCGUGGGUGCCGGAGGCGUGGGGAAGAGCGCCCUGACCAUCCAGCUGAUCCAGAACCACUUUGUGGACGAGUAUGACCCCACUAUAGAGGACUCCUACCGGAAGCAGGUGGUCAUUGAUGGGGAGACGUGCCUGCUGGACAUCCUGGACACAGCGGGUCAGGAGGAGUACAGCGCCAUGAGGGACCAGUACAUGCGCACGGGGGAGGGCUUCCUCUGCGUGUUUGCCAUCAAUAACACCAAGUCCUUCGAAGACAUCCAUCAGUAUAGGGAGCAGAUCAAGCGGGUGAAAGAUUCAGACGAUGUGCCAAUGGUGCUGGUGGGGAACAAGUGUGACCUGGCCGCACGCACUGUUGAGUCUCGGCAGGCCCAGGACCUUGCCCGGAGCUAUGGCAUCCCCUACAUUGAGACAUCCGCCAAGACCCGGCAGGGCAGCCGCUCUGGCUCUGGCUCUGGCUCCAGCUCCGGGACCCUCUGGGACCCCCCCACUGGGACCCAUGUGACCCAGCAGCCCCCAUGUUGGUGUGGAAGAUGCCUUCUAUACGCUUGUGCGAGAGAUUCGGCAGCAUAAGCUGAGGAAGCUAAACCCGCCUGAUGAGAGCGGCCCAGGCUGCAUGAGCUGCAAGUGUGUGCUCUCUUGACGCCAGGUGAGGCGGGGCCAGACAAACGCCAGGACAGUGGCCCUGGUUGGCUAGACGAGCCUCCGUGUCUGCUCUGAUGUCUCCCUGCCGAUGAUUAGUGGCAUCCUUUGUGCCCACCCAGUCCCAGGCUUAGGACAUGGAGGAGCCGGAUGUGGGGAGGAGGUGCAGACGGAAGGAAGCAAGGAAGAAGGAGGGAAGGAAGGAAGGAAGCAAGUGCCACUGGAGCCCAGCCAGCCCAGGGACGGUGGACAGAGGUGACCAAGACCCUCGCAUGGAUGCUUUGCACAGACUGUCAUGAACUGUUCCAAAUGCCACAGGCACCCUGGCCCUUGACUCCCCUUCCAGCCCUCUUUGGGCCUCUAUUGGGUGCAGGUUGAAUCAGUAAAUUAUUUGACGGUC